AGAAUGGUCAAAAGAGGGAAAGAGAGUGGAGAGAGAAACUGGUGGUGAUAGCACCGCUCUCUUCCUCCUCGCCAACGACUUUCCCCCGCCCCCAAAUCCCUCCAAUCUCCGACACCUCCCCCACUCCUCCCCCAAAAUCUAGGGUUUCUCGGAGCUCGAUUCCACCCCUUCUUCUUCGUCCUAAGCGCACCACCAGGAUCGCUCCUUCUCCUCCCCCCUUCGUCUCCUCCCUCGUCGCUUCCCUUCCGCAUGUAGCUCGUAUCCUUCUCCUUUUGCUUAGUCUCUGGUGGAGAUCGCGACUCUUUGCUUGGCUUGUUGUGGUUUGUACUGUAUCCCAUCGCUUUCCCCAGUUUGAGGUUCCGGAGGCUUCCUCUGGAGCUGUUGAGGCGGCUUUGGAUUUGAUUGGGCUUUAGGGUUUGGUGUUUUUUGGUGUUCGGAUUGCGAUUUGGAGUGGUUUUUUUCUUGGGUGUGAUAAGAAGUGGUACCGGUGGUGGUGGUGAUGAUGAUGGUUUCGGAUGGGGAGUAGGAGGGGUGGGAUUGGUGUAGAAGAUGGUAAGGGAGUCGUAGGCGGGAUGCCGAGCUUCUCUUCGACACUGCCGGGGGCGCAAACAGCUGGCACAGAGGGAAAUAAAAAUCAUCCUGCUAGCAUUUCUGAAUUUGGGACGAUUCUUCAGUCAACAGGGUUUCGAUCAGAUGAUGCUGGUGAACUAGGCAGAUGUUCUGCAGUUAAUAUAAACUCAACUGGACAAACUGUUACUUUUGAUCUCGCUCAGUUUGCUUCUUUGACCAAACAGGCUGUCACUUCGACUGGUAAUACGCCAUCGCUUGGAGUUGAUUUUGCAACUUUACCUCGCGACAAGGGAUCGCAUCCUAAACUUGUGUCAAUCUCUAGCGGUCACUUUGAGAACUGGGGGGAGUCCGCAAUGGCUGAUGCAAGCCCUAGGACUGACACCUCUACUGAUGUUGACACCGAUGAAAGGAAUCGGAUGUUCGAGCAAGGACAAACUGCUGCUCUUGUGCCUUCAGAUUCUAGUGACAGGUCAAAGGACAAAUCGGACCAAAAACAGACACUUCGUCGACUUGCUCAAAACCGUGAAGCUGCAAGGAAAAGUCGUUUGAGAAAAAAGGCUUAUGUUCAACAACUAGAGAAUAGCAGGCUUAAACUUAACCAACUAGAGCAGGAACUCCAACGAGCUCGCCAGCAGGGCAUCUUUAUUUCUAGUUCUGGAGAUCACUCUCAUUCGACGAGCGGGAAUGGGGCUUUGGUUUUUAACACUGAAUAUGGUCGGUGGUUGGAAGAUCAUAAUAGGCAGAUAAAUGAGUUGAGGACAGCAGUGAAUGCUCAUGCAAGUGAUACUGACCUCCGUGCUAUGGUUGAAGGUGUCAUGGCUCACUACGAUGAGAUCUUCAGGCUCAAAGGAAUUGCCGCUAAGGCAGAUGUGUUUCACAUGUUAUCGGGCAUGUGGAAGACUCCAGCAGAGAGGUGUUUCCUCUGGCUCGGUGGUUUCCGUUCAUCUGAGCUUCUCAAGUUAUGUCCUCAACACUCUGCCAUGUCAGCAAACUCGAAAGAUGAUGCUAAGUUACUUGUGACUCAACUGGAGCCUCUCACAGAGCAGCAAGUAGUGGGGCUUUGCAGUCUUCAACAAUCCUCUCAGCAAGCAGAGGAUGCUCUUUCACAAGGAAUGGAAGCAUUGCAACAAUCACUGGCAGAAACGUUGGCCGGAUCUCUCGGCCCAUCGGGAUCCUCGGGUAAUGUGGCGAACUACAUGGGCCAGAUGGCCAUGGCCAUGGGCAAACUCGGAACCCUUGAGAAUUUCCUUCGCCAGAACCUGUAGUUUGAAGCGUCUGCUUCUGCUGCUGCGGAAAAGCUCGUCGGAAGGCUUUAGUGAAAAAGCUGCUAGUGCUUCCAACUGCUAUACUUCAAUAGCACUUUAAUGCAAUUCAUUUUCUGAUUGGAAGUUACUUCUAAGUGCAUUUAAAACUAUAAAUUUCUCAUUUCCCAGAUCUAAAAUAACAUAUAGCUUUCUCAGUUCUUUACCUUCUUGACAGCUUGUUGAGUGUUAUAAAAAAUUUUUGCCUUCCCUUUUGUCCAAUUUUCCCAGGCUGAUAACCUGCGGCAGCAGACCUUGCAACAAAUGCAGCGAAUACUGACGAUCCGCCAAUCCGCGCGCGCUCUCCUCGCAAUACACGAUUACUUCUCAAGGCUUCGCGCCUUGAGUUCUCUAUGGCUUGCUCGACCGCGGGAU
Ananas comosus (pineapple) is the source of this 2246-nucleotide messenger RNA. Its product is annotated as transcription factor TGA2.2-like. The transcript is spliced from 12 exons. The coding region runs from base 516 to 1835 and encodes 439 amino acids. Gene Ontology annotation, biological process: DNA-templated transcription; regulation of DNA-templated transcription. Gene Ontology annotation, molecular function: DNA-binding transcription factor activity; sequence-specific DNA binding. The record is from RefSeq and is a predicted model, not a curated record. NCBI's taxonomy places the organism in Eukaryota, Viridiplantae, Streptophyta, Magnoliopsida, Poales, Bromeliaceae.